Rasamsonia emersonii CBS 393.64 is the source of this 1068-nucleotide messenger RNA. Its product is annotated as Non-specific serine/threonine protein kinase. The record is from RefSeq and is a predicted model, not a curated record. Gene Ontology annotation, biological process: protein phosphorylation; intracellular signal transduction. Bases 1 to 1068 code for a protein of 355 amino acids. Gene Ontology annotation, cellular component: nucleus; cytoplasm. NCBI's taxonomy places the organism in Eukaryota, Fungi, Ascomycota, Eurotiomycetes, Eurotiales, Trichocomaceae. The transcript is spliced from 5 exons. Gene Ontology annotation, molecular function: MAP kinase activity; ATP binding.
AUGGUCCAGGGACAGAAUCCUCCGCAGGGAGGGUCGAGAAAGAUCUCCUUCAACGUCUCUGAUCAGUAUGAAAUUCAGGAUGUGAUCGGAGAAGGUGCUUAUGGUGUUGUUUGCUCUGCCAUCCACAAGCCUUCGGGCCAGAAAGUUGCGAUCAAGAAGAUUACGCCUUUCGAUCACUCCAUGUUCUGUCUGCGCACUCUGCGCGAGAUGAAGUUGCUGAGAUACUUCAAUCACGAGAACAUCAUUUCUAUCCUUGACAUUCAGAAGCCACGCAGCUAUGAAACUUUCACCGAGGUGUACCUCAUCCAGGAGCUGAUGGAAACCGACAUGCAUCGUGUGAUCCGUACUCAGGAUCUGUCCGAUGACCACUGCCAGUACUUUAUCUACCAGACACUCCGGGCGUUGAAGGCGCUGCACUCUGCCAACGUUCUCCACCGUGAUUUGAAGCCGUCGAAUCUGCUUCUCAACGCGAACUGUGAUCUGAAAGUCUGCGACUUUGGUCUUGCCCGCUCUGCGGCGUCCACUGAUGACAACUCUGGUUUCAUGACUGAAUACGUUGCUACUCGCUGGUACCGUGCGCCAGAAAUCAUGUUGACCUUCAAGGAAUACACCAAGGCGAUUGAUGUCUGGAGUGUCGGUUGUAUCUUGGCGGAGAUGCUGAGUGGGAAGCCGCUGUUCCCUGGUAAAGAUUAUCACCACCAGCUUACUCUGAUCUUGGACGUCCUUGGCACUCCAACCAUGGAAGACUACUACGGAAUCAAGUCUCGUCGUGCUCGGGAGUACAUCCGUUCGCUGCCUUUCAAGAAGAAGAUUCCCUUCAAGGCUCUUUUCCCGAAGAGCAACGAGUUGGCUCUGGACCUGCUCGAAAAGCUGUUGGCCUUCAACCCGGCGAAGCGGAUUACGGUCGAAGAGGCCUUGCGCCAUCCGUAUCUGGAGCCAUACCAUGACCCCGACGACGAACCCACGGCCCCUCCGAUCCCGGAAGGGUUCUUUGAUUUCGACAAGAACAAGGACAACCUAAGCAAGGAACAGUUGAAGCUUCUCAUUUAUGAGGAGAUUAUGCGGUAG